Molecule: messenger RNA, 2049 nt
Organism: Perkinsus marinus ATCC 50983
Lineage: Eukaryota; Perkinsozoa; Perkinsida; Perkinsidae
Product: m-phase inducer phosphatase, putative
Exons: 11
Coding region: 1-2049 (682 amino acids)
Biological process (GO): protein dephosphorylation; metaphase/anaphase transition of mitotic cell cycle; anaphase-promoting complex-dependent catabolic process
Cellular component (GO): anaphase-promoting complex
Molecular function (GO): molecular adaptor activity; protein tyrosine phosphatase activity
Source: RefSeq, a predicted model, not a curated record
AUGCCUGCUCUGGACUGGCCAGAAUUCCACAACGGUGUUGCCUUUGGCCUUGCUAUGAGGCCACCGUGUGAAAGGAAAGCGGACAGGGAGUGGUUUGUACGGAAUAUGAGCUGUCGAAGACCAGCAGAUGACAAUAGUUUUCGGAGGGCUGGUCUUCUGUUGGGCCUAGGCUUGCGGGGCUAUAUGAAGCCCGACGUUUUCCGUCCAGAUGACUGGCUGGUCGAACUUGGUAUGGGUAACUGUGCGGUGAUAUGUGCUGUUCUACUAGGGGUGUCGGCCUCCAACAUAGGCUCUGAAUAUGGGAAGGCUCGUAAGCUGUGUUAUCUUCAUACGCCUGCCUUGUCGGGCCAGAGCAAGCAGUCUACAGGUAGUGCCGUACAAGUGCUGUUGGAGUGCUGUGGUGUGGUCUCGCUUGGUUUACUGCAUUAUAACUCUGGCCAUGUCACUUUGGCGACCUGCCUAUUGAAGAACCUGCGUAAUCUGGGUAGCAUCACUGGUGGAUCGGAUGAGUGUGGUGUUGGCUUGAGGCCAGCUUAUGGUCUCUCCCUGGGAGUCGCUCUUGGUCUCACCUUUGCAGACCGGCCCUUACCUUGCAGCCUUAAGGACGAGGUCAUAGCCUGCAGCAUGGACAUGGAUGCGUCUCUGCCCGCGUUUGUCGCUUUGGGCCUCAUAUACCUUGGCACUCGAGACGCCUCUAUUUGUGAGGUCCUACAGUUGCCUCGUACUCGGUAUCAACUCUGUCGCCGAAGACCCGACUGUUGGUUUGCUGUGGCUAUGGCGCUCACUAUGGUCCUAGGGGAGGUUCCCGAGUUGCCGUCUUGUGUCGAUGGUUGUGGUGGGAAAGACGAGUCGAGUGCAUUUGUGGAAGCUGAGGCCGGAAUCUACAUGGAGGCGGGAUGCAUGCUAGGACUGGCUCUGGCUAAUAUGGGCACUGAGGACCUCGGAGUUCGAGACACUAUACUGGGCGUGUUGGACAAGAUGCUCAGGAUGGAGUCCUGGCAGGAGGGUUUGCCUGAGGGUACGUCCCCUUCAGUGAUAGCGAGCCAUCCCCCACAUGGUUGUGGACCUGAUACCAAAACUCUGUUAACUUGCAGACUCAGCGUCCUUCUCUCAGCGGUGACUGUUAUGGCUGGCACUGGCUGCACGCGCGUGGCAGCAAUGAUCGAUCGGGUGCGGCACAAGGUCUUCGAGUCGACUCACACGAUAACGGCCGAGGUUGAGGCUAUCUAUGGCACUCAUCAAGCCCUGCACCUCAGCACUGGGCUGCUCUAUCUAGGCUGGGGACGAUAUACCAUGUUCAACUAUUCCGUCAUUUGUAUUGUCUGGCAGUUGAAGAGAGAGUUUAGUAGUCCCAUGAGCAUGGACCAUUUCUGGUACAUUAGUUACACAGGGUCACUCCUUCGGUACGUCAGUACUGAGACGGUGGCUGAACUGGUACGAUCAGAACAAGUCUCAGAGGAAGGCGCAAUCUACAUAAUUGACUGUCGUUACCCAUACGAGUACAAUGGUGGACAUAUUGUGAACGCAAUGAACUUCCCACCCUAUGAUAUGGAAUCUCUCAAGGAGUUUGUCUUCAACGAUGUGGCCACCCGAGACCGGCGUCGAGCCAUAAUAAUUCUUCACUGCGAGUUUUCUCAGCUUAGGGCACCCCUGGCAACUGAUGCGUUGAAAAAGCACUUGGCUCGCUAUGGGUGUUCGAGGCCACUGGAACUCUAUGUUAUGAAAGGCGGCUAUUGCGACUUUUUUCGCAAGUUCAAAGAGCUAUGCGAGCCGCAGUCCUACACCGAAAUGCAUGGCGACAGUGCAGAGAACGAUGACUUUAGAGUUAACAUGCAUCAUGGUCCGCAGUUGAAUCGUGGUAGUCCCCCGCCUGCACUAAUGGCUCGAGGGCGACAUCGCAAGGUAACUGAAGCCGAGCUUGUAGGGCUGUAUGCUGUGCAGGCUGCUGCAGUGGAGAGCGACAUGCCUACGACAUGCACCUUCACUGUCAGAUCCCCGUCGCCGUUCGUCUCGGCUUUCAUCGUCGUCUUGGGGUACGACGGACGAUAG